Molecule: messenger RNA, 1086 nt
Organism: Exaiptasia diaphana
Lineage: Eukaryota; Metazoa; Cnidaria; Anthozoa; Actiniaria; Aiptasiidae
Product: neuromedin-U receptor 2-like
Exons: 1
Coding region: 1-1086 (361 amino acids)
Biological process (GO): G protein-coupled receptor signaling pathway
Cellular component (GO): membrane
Molecular function (GO): G protein-coupled receptor activity; peptide binding
Source: RefSeq, a predicted model, not a curated record
AUGGUAUCAUCUGGAGAUUUUAACAAGUCGAUUAAGGGAAACAUUUCUAAYACAAUACCAAACACUCAAGGGUUUGAAUCAAAUCUACCUACUUUGGUUCCAAUGGCCGCACUUAUUAUCAUUGUCAACUGUUUUGUGAUGUUUAUUUUUGGMACAAGAAAAAGACUCCGAAGUCCGUCCAACUACUUACUAUUCAGCCUAGCAAUCUCAGACUUAUUGAGCGGAAUUCUGGGAAUUCCUUUAUUUCUAGYCUUCGAGCAGACACGAAAAUUUGGUUUUCUUACAGGGUAUAUAACAAUAAGUAAGCUUACUACAGCUUCAACAGCAUAUCAUAUCUUGAUCAUUACUGGUGAGAAGUACCUGGCCAUYGUCCAGCCCUUAAGACACCAUAGCUCAAACCCUAAAAAAGCUUUUUAUUGGCUCGGAGUCGUCUGGCUUGCUUCGUCUUUCAAUGCAUUGAUAACGUUGGCUUGGAGGAAAAGCAAACAGAGAGAUAUAUACAACAUGGGGCAUGAUAUAUUUAGCUUUGUAACUGUAUUUUUGUUGCCUUAUAUCUUCAUUGUCUAUUGUCAAACAAUCAUGAUAAAAACUAUUAUCAAAAGAACUAGCGAAAUGAGUCUAAUUCGUUCACAAACGACGCGACGUCAGAGUAAAACCACGAUUACAAACGACAAGAAGUGCAUCUACAUCUUUGUCACAAUGGCGCUGCUUUUUCUGAUCUGUUGGAUGCCUUGGUUUAUUCUUAUGCUCUUACUUACAGCAAAGUUUGCGGUUCCUUCKUGGACGGAGAAGCUUAUCAUUGGRGAUAUUCCAGAAGAGGUGCUAACAAUGUUUGUAGUUAUAAGAUACUGCACUUGCAUCAUCAAUCCACUACUCUAUACGUUCUUCAAACGGGAUUUYAUGGAAGCUUGUAAAGGCGUCUUYAAACAGUGCAUCAAUAAUAGAAAAUAUMGAAAUGACCGUCAAAGCGCUUGGAAUAGUAAGUGGUAUAAUUCAAGAUUUAAAACAAAGACUUUACCGAGUCAAUCUAAUUUGAAAACCGGAAUGACAACAGAAGAGACGUUAGAAAAAGAAACARUUGUUUAG